Molecule: messenger RNA, 264 nt
Organism: Symbiodinium sp. CCMP2592
Lineage: Eukaryota; Dinophyceae; Suessiales; Symbiodiniaceae
Source: the annotation of a GenBank genome assembly
AUGAUCAUCGAGAUCAUGGAACGUGAGGAGGAGGCGACAAUUGUGUUGGCGGUGCUUCAGCACAGCUGGAUGGCCUUCUUCCAAGAAGGGCCGCCCAUCGCCUUCCUUGGCAUCAGCCCAAAGAACAUUACUUUGGGUCUGCUCGUCGGACCCCUCCAAGAGCCCAACCACCUCAAGACCUUCGACAUCGCCGACGUGACGGGUUUUUUGGACACCUGCAAGGUGGCGGCAGGCCAGGCCUUUGUGAUGGCACAACACACUUGA